Molecule: messenger RNA, 1406 nt
Organism: Malus domestica (apple)
Lineage: Eukaryota; Viridiplantae; Streptophyta; Magnoliopsida; Rosales; Rosaceae
Cellular component (GO): chloroplast
Source: RefSeq, a predicted model, not a curated record
ACCUUUUUUAGAGCAAUGGAUAAUACAACGCCAGAUGAGAGGCUAAAAAGCACUCUCAACAGUUUUAACUGUCGAUGUACAAGUCUCUCUCUCUCUCUCUCUCUCUCUCUCUCUCUCUCUCCCCUUUAUCCAAACUUAAAGCCAGCACUGAAAACGGAUAAGAUGAUUGGCCUCAAGCUCAUUCAAACCUCCUUCACCCCCACCAAACAUGCCAGUUUACACACAGGACGAUUGUCCAACGCCAAGAAUUCCGUCUUGCGAUUCAGCAAGUCCAAUGAUUCUGAUUCGGAGUCAGAUGCUUCCCCUCCUGAAGGCGACACUCGCAAGCAAGAGUUGCUGGUGAGGAUAGCAAUGCUUCAAGCUCAGAAGGUCCGUCUUGCCGAUUACUUGGAUGAAAGGUCAGAGUAUCUUACCAAAUUUGGAGAGGAGGCAAACGCCGAGUUUGACAAGAUUGGAGAAGAUGCUCUCAAAGACCUGGAUGAAGCCAGCGACAGGAUAUUGGAGAAUAUAAACAGCCGCAUGCAGGCCUUUGAGGAAUCUGCAGGAGUGAACAUAGAGGAGAUGGAGAAAAACGAAAACGAGUUAGAAGCAUUCGAAGGUCAGAUUGAAAAAGAGCGAAACAAAGGGUUAUUUUUUAAGAAUUUGACCCAGGGCAAGCCGAAAAAAAAAAAGGAUGCUACCGAGGAAAUAAAUAAAAUCAAGGAGCUUACCAAAAAAAGUGCAGGAUCCGAAACCAGGACGAACAUUUACCUUGCACUAAUUGGUCUGCUACUCGUACAACUUGCCGACUCUUUCAUCACUUCAACACCUGAUUGGAGAAAAGUUGCAUUUCUCGGGGCAAUUUUUGUGGGUUUGGUUUCUCAGGUCAUCUAUGAGCAGAAAAUGUUAUCAGAAACAGAAAGUACAGAAGAGGGGAAGACACAGGAAGAAAGAAGAUGACGCCCUGCCUUGCCCUACCCUUAGAAGCAAAAAUAUUAUGCUGUAAAAUUUUCGGCCUCAACUAUAUUACUAAACAUAGCUUAGGUCUACAUAGAUAUAACAUGUUUUUUCCUGAUCAACUCAAUUGUAAAAAUUUUAGCCAUAACUCUUUUACGUUAUCCAAUUAAAAGUGUAGACUAUCUCGAAAAUAUGAGAAAAUCUAAUAGACAUUUCUAGAAUUUAACUGCCCAAAAAGACGAAUGGAAAUGAUGCACUACUGCUCCGCUACACAAAUAUAGCAUGAUCAAUAAACCCAAGUAAAUCUUACAACUUGGGUUUGAUACAUCAAGCCUUUAAUUUUGCAUCAUCAAAAGGUGAUCUUAGUGAUACUACUGUAAUCACCAAAAACUAUGUAACCGAGUUACAUAUAUGAUGCUUUAUGAAUCCACUAGUGUAUGUAUGACCUUCUAAAUGUUCUAUACGCACUA